AUUUAACUACGACUGCAACUAAUUUCAUUCGCUUUCAAAUGUUUUCAAAAUAUUUCGGCAAGUUAGACAUGAAACUAAAGACUAAAGUGUGGAUGGAUACAAAUAAUCUUUGUUAUUGCAAAGCUGUGAAGGAUUUUUCUUCACUUUAAUUUAAGUUUAUUUGGAUAUCAAAUCACAAAUAUUUAAUUCUAAAUCGCCACUGAGUUUUUUAUUCUUUGCCUGAAGAAGAAUAAAGUUACUGAAAAAUAAAUCAUACUCAAAUCAUUACCGUGAUAUACACAGUGAGAAAAGAAAAAUUCAUUGUUGUGCUUUCUAUAUUGUAACUUGGUUGAUACAACAAGAACAUUUAUUAUAUUUGUUAGUUGUUUCAGCUCUUCUUCUAAAACAGCAAAUAAGAUUGUGCUAAUAUAGUUGAUUUGUUUUAAUUGGCAUUAAAAUGAAAUUGUAUUGUUUAAGCUCGCAUCCUAAUAAACCAUGCAACAUUUUAACAUUCAAAGGGAUAACAGUAAUGUUAGACUGUGGUCUAGAUAUGACAUCUGCUCUGCUGUUUUUACCGUUGCCAUUAGUUUACAGCUCUCGACUCUUCAAUCUUCCUUCAUGGACACCAAGAAAUGUUUGUGAUCCUCAAAUAGAAGGGGAACUUAGAGAAUGCAGUGGUAGAGUUUUUGUUGAUAGUUGUCCAGAAUUUUGUCCACCUGAGGAACGCAUUGUAGAUUUCUCUCAAGUUGAUGUAAUUCUAAUCUCUAACUAUCAAUGCAUGAUGGCUCUGCCAUAUAUUACAGAAGGUACUGGAUUUAGGGGUGUUGUGUAUGCAACAGAGCCUACUCUUCAUAUAGGAAGGCAGUUCAUGGAAGAACUUGUUACUCUAAUUGAAAGAACACCAAAGAUAAGAUCAGCAUCAAGAUGGAAACAACCUCAGGUUCUAAAAAAUCUUCCACCUCCUCUAAGUGAAGCUUUAAAACCUAGAAGCUGGAAGCAAGUUUAUUCCAUGAAGGAAGUAAACAGUAGCUUAUCUAAAGUUCAGGUUGUUGGCUUUGCUCAAAAAUUGGAUGUAUUUGGUGCUUUAAAAGUAUCAGCAGUAAGCUCUGGUUACUGUCUUGGUAGUUGCAAUUGGAUCCUUUGGACAGCACAUGAAAAGAUUGGUUACAUUUCAUCAUCAUCAACUCUAACAACUCAUCCAAAACCCAUGGAGCAUUCUCCUUUGAAAAAUUUUAAUGCAUUGAUUCUUACAAGUUUGACACAAACACCAUUAGCUAAUCCAGAUGCAAUGCUUGGAGAAUUGUGUGCCACAGUUUCUCUGACAGUGCGAAAUGGAGGAAAUGUAUUGAUACCAUGCUAUCCAUCUGGUGUUACUUUUGACUUAUUUGAGUGCUUGUCAUCACAGUUAGAAUCUACUGGAAACUUAACUGUACCUAUGUUCUUUCUCUCUCCUGUUGCUGAAAAUUCUUUAGCUUACUCUAAUAUAUUAGCUGAUUGGCUAACUCAAAGUAAGCAAUGUAAAGUAUAUACUCCUGAAGAACCUUUUCCUCAUGCUCAUUUAGUCAAGGGUGGAAGAUUGAAAGCCUUUUCUAGUUUAAAAGAAGAAUCGUUUAGUCAGGAAUUCCGUACCCCGUGCGUUGUUUUUGCGGGCCACCCUUCCCUUCGUUUUGGAGAUUGUGUGCAUUUCAUGGAAUUGUGGGGAAAUAAUCCUAAUAAUGUUAUCAUUUUUACUGAACCUGAUUUUCCUCAUGUUGAGGCACUGGCACCUUAUCAACCGUUAGCAAUGAAAGUUGUGAAUCUUCCCAUUGAUACAAGCCUUAGUUUCAACCAAGCUAAUAAAUUAAUUCGAGAACUAAAACCUACACAUCUAUUGUUGCCAGAACAGUAUAUUAUACCAUCUCCAGUUUAUAAGCAUAGACCUGAUCAGAGCUUAAAUGUUGAAGCUGAUUGUAAUCUUAUUCCUUUCAAACGUGCUGAUAUUGUGAAAAUUCCUGUCAAACGAAGAUGGGAGCAAAUGAAUAUGGAUUCGGAACUUGCUGGGACUUUGAUGCCAAUUGAAGUCAAACCUGGAACUUUUGUGUCAACAUUUACUGGACAAGUUUUAGUGAAAGAUAACAAAUUUGACUUGAAAGAGAUGCCAGAAGAAUCUGAAUCUAAAGAAAAAGGAAUUAAAGAAAAUUGUUAUCCUAAAUCUUAUGCUUGUGAUUCUCUUGACAUUCCACUCUUCAUACAAAAAUUGAAUAAAGAAGGAAUAACUGAUGCCAAAGUGGAAGAAAGAUCUUCUGGAUUUAUGAUUGAUUUGCAAAGUCAUGAUAUCUUGAUUCAAGUUGAUGAUCAUUCGACUCAUGUCAUUUGCGAUGGUAAUUCUCCUAUUCGCUCCAAACUUCAUGAUUUAUUAUUGGAGAGUUUAAACAAGAUUUGAUGAAUUAGAAAUGUUUAAGAAUUCAUUUGUAAAAAUUACAUAACAUUGUUGGAAGUGUGUAUAUAUUUUUAUAUAUAAAAAUGUUUCAAAUUUC
Messenger RNA from Argiope bruennichi, 2495 nucleotides. RefSeq names its product integrator complex subunit 9-like (gene IntS9). Gene Ontology annotation, cellular component: integrator complex. NCBI's taxonomy places the organism in Eukaryota, Metazoa, Arthropoda, Arachnida, Araneae, Araneidae. Gene Ontology annotation, biological process: snRNA processing. The coding region runs from base 437 to 2401 and encodes 654 amino acids. The transcript has 19 exons. The record is from RefSeq and is a predicted model, not a curated record.